AGCCGGCGAAGCCCCGAGAACUGGCAGCAGCCCUCACACUGAGGGGCGGCUCGGGCUCGAGGACUUUUCCAGCAGGUGGAGAGAAGGGGCAGGGGUCCUGGGCGCUCACUCGCUCAGCCGCAGACUACCCACAUCUUCCUAAUUACUUGUGAGUGUGUCCAUCUCAGCCUUGGUUAGGCCCGAGGCUGGGGGGCUGUUCCCCAUCUUGGGCACUCCGACCUUGGAGUCUGAAGAACCAAGGAUGAGACUCGGAAGGAGGGAAAGGCACUUCCGCGGUUAGAUUCGUUCUUGCCCGUGCGCCUUACCCGCCUCUCCCCUCGGUGGUUUGGUUUGAUUUGGCUUAUUAAUAGGGGCCUCGUUCUACAGAAAGUUAACUGUGAGCGCUUAGUCUCUUAUCGGCACAAAGCAUGGUCGGUAACGCUUCCUAAAUUUGGGUUGCCAUUUAAGCAGAGCUCUCGCUGAAUCAUGGGGCUUUAGGGCCGAUUAAUCAAGUCGGUUGCUUGGGGGGUAGCCUUUUAUUAUUUUAGAUAAACUUAAUAUUUGUGUAUCCCGUUCUAAAUCGCGCUUUAGAGAUAGCCAGCACAGUGCCUUGCGAUUGUAGACGCUCCUUGAAGCUUUGUAUGAAUGAUGUUGCUAGAAUGAACUUUCAGGAGCAUCCCCAGCACCUAUGUAGUAAGCUCUCCGUUUUGCCGAGUGAAGAAUGAGUGGAUGGCGGUACUCUCUAUCAGUGGUAUUGAGAGACAUUUUGAAUAGAUCGUUGCUGUUCUUUGGAUGCUUGUCUGUUAAGUAAACUUGACUAUAAAAAUAAUGAUUAGGAUUGUUCAGUUUUCUUUUUUCGAAGUGGCUACCAGAGGUGUCUAUUUUUAAGAAUUUUUUCCUUUUGUUUCAUUUUGAUUAGAUGGCCGUACCUUAUUCAGAUAUAUUAAUUGGUAUUUGUGUAAAGCAUGUUCACUGUUCCAUUUCAAAAACAUAAUUUGCACCAAUGAGCAAUCAAGAAACAUUCCAAUGGUUAAUGAAACCUUACAUUUUAAGUGGCAUUUUUAAAACUGAGUAUCAUAAAGAAAAAAAUUGGUCAUAGUUUUGACCUACUAAAUGAACUCGUUCAUUUCAGGAGAUAAUGGAAGCAAUGAGUUUAUAGAAGGAAGAAAAACGUUUUCUGUUUGUUUUCUCUAACAUUUGGUAAGGACAAACAAAAUCAAGAGGGAUUAAGUUACAGGUAAUUGAGAUUAUUUAAAAAAAAGUCUAAUUGAGGGGCCUCCCUGGUGGUGUUAUAGAGCAAUCCGGAUAUUAAACGGGUUCCUGGCUGUGGGUCCUCACCCGCGCGCUUUAAAGGGACUUAUGGAUACUCUACUACAGACACACACACAAAAGGGUUAAUAAAAGGUUUAUUUACAAGAGAAAAAGAAAUAAGGAAAAUGUACAACUCAGGGAGAAAAUAAGGAAAUAAAGUCUUUAAUGUGUCCUACCCGAUCCGACGACCUGGAAAUCCAAAGUCACUCUCAGAGCUGGGGGGACGCUGCGAGCUGGCGGAGAGCCAAAAAUGGGGGAUCCCCAAAGCCCACGUGUCUGCCUUUUGUAUCCAUCUGGCUGCUUAACCCCACCCUCAGGUCCCACCCACCUUCCCUUUGGUGGUGAUGGGAUUUGGAGUUCCCAGUGUCUUUGGCUUUGACCUGGGGUGGGGGUGGAGUCCACAAAGCCUAUAUGGAAUUUGCUUUGGGACAUCCUUUUCCCCCUAACAGUGGCACAAGGGGUUAAGAGAAAACAUGAAGCUAUCCACAGCUACUGCAGCACGUGUUCGAUCCCCAGCCAGGGGGCUGCCCACAUGGCGCAGCAGACCUCUCCUGUCUCACCCACUGCUCCCCUCAGCAGUGUGUUUCAGUCAGUCUGCCUGUUCUGUUCCCUGCUCUGUCUCUGGUGAAUCCUCCCUCUCACCUCCCCACACCUCUGGCCUGUACCCCAGUUCUUGUAUGCAUAAAUAGAUAAAUCUUUUUUAAAAAAAAAGUCUAAUUGGGUUUACUCUAAUUCAUGUUUUUAAGGCUCAGAUAAGUUAUAGAUCAGAUAUGAUUAUAAACUUAUUGUAGCUUUUGAGGGAUCCUAAAAGUGCAAUUAAAGUGAAGACUGGAAUGUGUAUUUUGCUAAAACCGAUAGCACUUCAUUUUUAAAAAAUCACGUGACGAGUCAUGUUGUACAUUUUAAGUUACCAGACUGGUGAGGGAUGAGGAAUUACUGGACAUGAGGCCAUUCAGGUUUCCUAUCUCUCUUCCUCUCCUAGUAGACAUGAGAUAAAUGGAUUCUGGAGAACGUCCAAUUAGGUGAUUUAUAUUCAUUCAAAUUACCAAAUUAAAAAUGUUUGUUGAUGAGUUGAUGUCAGUCUGAAGAGAGGUCUUUGGAGGUAAGCCACAGGGCUCUAGUCUCGCCCUGACAACUCUGUUAAGCAGUUUUUUACUGCCAAUUUUAAAUAUACAGGAGACAUGUUUCUCAAAUUAAUGAGUGCUCUCAAAACCUUUAGUGGACACUCAGGAUUCUAAAAGGUGGAAGUAGUAGGCUGAAACUAACAAGGUGUAGAUUCGCCAAGAGUAAUUACGUUAACAAAAAUUUACCAAUGUGUGUUUGAGAUGAAAGAUCUGACCUUACAAAAGUGGUUUUAGGAUAUCAUUUUCUCCUUAUAAAACUGAAAUGAUGACCAGAAUGAGGGAAGGCAGUAUCUUAGUCCAAUGACAAACUGGCUCUGCCAUUGACAGCUCUCUGAAUUUAGCAAUUUGCUUCAUGUCUCUUGCUCCAUGUUCUCAGUGAUGAAUUGUGAGGCCACAAAACAUAGCUUGCAGGCCUGCUGCAGCUCAGUGGGCACACAAUGGAGAUGUUACUGAACAGGCAGCAUUCAGAACAGUAUCACCUACUGUGCUGAAUAACUUCCUCCUCCCAUGCGCUACGCAGGUCAUAGAGAAUAUUGUUUUCCAUUUUGACUGCUAGUAUUUAAGGGAGUCUUGAAACACUAAAAACCACAUUGAGAAAUUGUGGAUGUUUCUUUACCCUGGAGAAGAAAGGAAUAUAAAAGUUACCUUCACAGAUCGGAACGGCAAUUAUAGAUAAGGGAAAGGUAUCUAUUUUUAAGGCUUAGGGGAGCUAGAUGGGAACUAGAGAGAUGGGUUGAAAGUAGAUUUUAUUCAUUCAUUAUUCUGUGCCAUCUGUGUACCAAAUCCAGGGUAUGGACAGAACACCUGUUAAUGAACAGAACAGAUAUUAUCUAUCUGUGACAUUAUCUAUUCUGUAACGUUAAAACAAGAAGUAACAUGAAGAUUGACACCUAGCAACACCACAGGCUGCUUUGCAACAUUAGGGUCUCUCCAAUGAAAGUGGAGGGAAAUUCACUUCUGAUGGAAAACACAGCUUCACAGUAACGAGAAGGAAUGACGACUGCUUCAGACACCAGAGAGUGGAAGAAGAGUACAGUGACUGCUUGUUUACCUAUGGCCUAGACUGGACACGCGCUGACAUUUUGCCGCCUUUCCGGUGUGAGUGUGGGCUCUAGCCAAGCCAGUUGAAAGAUUCUAGCAUUUUCAGAGACUCUUUUGGAAAGAACAAGUCUACUUCAAUAAAUGAAGGAAAAUAAAGAAAAUUCAAGCCCUUCAGUCACUUCAGCAAACCUGGACCACACAAAACCAUGUUGGUACUGGGAUAAGAAAGACCUGGCUCAUACACCCUCGCAGCUGGAAGGACUCGAUCCAGCCACUGAGGCCCGGUACCGCCGAGAGGGGGCUCGCUUCAUCUUCGAUGUGGGCACACGUUUGGGACUACACUAUGAUACCCUGGCAACUGGAAUAAUUUAUUUUCAUCGCUUCUAUAUGUUUCAUUCCUUCAAGCAGUUCCCAAGAUAUGUGACAGGAGCCUGUUGUCUCUUUCUGGCUGGGAAAGUGGAAGAAACUCCAAAAAAAUGUAAAGAUAUCAUCAAAACAGCUCGUAGUUUAUUAAAUGAUGUGCAGUUUGGCCAGUUUGGAGAUGACCCAAAGGAAGAAGUCAUGGUCCUGGAGAGAAUCUUACUACAGACUAUAAAGUUUGAUUUACAGGUAGAACAUCCAUAUCAGUUCCUACUCAAGUAUGCAAAACAGCUCAAAGGUGAUAAAAACAAAAUUCAGAAGUUGGUUCAAAUGGCAUGGACAUUUGUCAAUGACAGCCUCUGCACAACCUUGUCACUACAGUGGGAGCCAGAGAUCAUAGCCGUGGCAGUGAUGUAUCUUGCAGGACGUUUGUGCAAAUUUGAAAUACAAGAGUGGACCUCCAAACCCAUGUACAGGAGGUGGUGGGAGCAGUUCGUGCAAGAUGUCCCUGUGGACGUUCUGGAAGACAUCUGCCACCAAAUCCUGGAUCUUUACUCACAAGGAAAACAACAGAUGCCUCAUCACACCCCCCAUCAGCUGCAGCAGCCCCCAUCUCUCCAGCCUACACCACAAGUGCCACAAGUGCCACCGCCACAGCCGGCUCCAGGAGCUGACCCACCCCAGCCCCCGCAGAAGGAUGCGCAGCCGCCGGCCCCACCACAGCCACCCCCGCCGGCCCAGCCACCCAAGAAGCCAUCCCCGCAGCCUAGUCCCCCCCGACAGGCCAAGCGCCCUGUGGUUGUUUCACCCAAAGAAGAGAAUAAAGCCGCAGAACCGCCACCACCUAAAGUCCCCAAACUUGAGCCCACUCACCCUCCGCUGCCUCCGGCCCACCCGCCGCCAGACCGGAAGCCCCCCCUCACGGCUGCCUUAGGUGAGGCUGAACCCCCAGGCCCUGUGGAUGGCAGUGAGCUUCCCAAAGUCCAGAUUCCUCCUCCGGCCCACCCGGCCCCUGUGCACCAGCCGCCGCCGCUGCCACACCGGCCCCCGCCCCCACCGCCCUCCAGCUACAUUACCGGGAUGUCCACCACCAGCUCCUACAUGUCGGGAGAGGGCUACCAGAGCCUGCAGUCCAUGAUGAAGACCGAGGGGCCCUCCUACGGCGCCCUGCCCCCCGCCUAUGGGCCACCGGCUCACCUACCCUACCACCCACAUGUUUAUCCCCCCAACCCGCCCCCGCCGCCAGUGCCCCCUCCCCCAGCCUCCUUCCCCCCACCCGCCAUUCCCCCCCCUACUCCCGGCUAUCCCCCACCUCCACCCACCUACAACCCCAACUUCCCACCCCCACCCCCGCGCCUGCCCCCCACCCAUGCGGUCCCACCUCACCCUCCUCCAGGCCUGGGCCUGCCACCUGCUAGCUAUCCACCUCCAGCGGUGCCCCCUGGAGGGCAGCCCCCUGUGCCCCCACCCAUCCCCCCACCCGGCAUGCCUCCCGUGGGGGGCUGGGGCGGGCAGCCUGGAUGAGAUAACGUGAAGGCCUUUUUGUCCUUUUGUUUUUUACCAAGUUUUCUAACCAACUUGAAGAGUAGUUUCAGUGGGUGAGCAGCAGGGUACCUUGUAUAAUGCUAGACACUUGCAGUAUGGGAAGAAGUGACUGGCCCCACGGGAUGAAAUUGGGGGACCCUCCACAGCUGGGGAGUGGGGACAGCGGCUUUCAGGGAGCCUGGGCAAUGCCCAUUGGGAUCGACCGUGUGCUUGGUUUCAGCGGUGUCGUCGAGAGUGCACUGGGUUCCUUUAUACUAGGGAGGUGUUAACCAGCCAUAUUGGCUCAGUAAAUAGCUUCAGUAAGGAGUGACUUUCCUUCUAGAAAUCAGUGCCUAUUUUUCCUGGAAACUCAAUUUUAAAUCGUCCAGUUCCAUCUGAGGUCAGGCUGUUGCCAUCGCUUUCAUUCCGAGAUGUUCUUUCCCAUGACGCCCGCUACAUCAGGUGAACCACAUUUUUGAUUUAGAGAUAUUUGCAGUCUUUGUAUUAAAGUUAUUUUGAAGGGGUGGCCUUGUUGGGUGGCUUUUUUCUUUCUCCUCCAGGCGAAGGGGAGAAAGGACUUGGAAAGUAAUGUAUGUUUACAUCGAUUUGCAAAGUCCUGUACAUAGAGAUAUAUUUUUUAAGUGUGAAUGUAACAACAUACUGUGAAUUCCAUCUUGGUUACAAACGAGACUCCUUCAGUUAUCCAAAUAAACGUUCUGAAACGACCCUUUGGCUUGUUGUGGGCAGAGGCGGGCUCUCGACUCCCGAAGCCGGGGCCCCCGACCUCCCCCACAUCUAGGCCAGCCCCCCGUCCCGCGCC
Molecule: messenger RNA, 6159 nt
Organism: Talpa occidentalis (Iberian mole)
Lineage: Eukaryota; Metazoa; Chordata; Mammalia; Eulipotyphla; Talpidae
Gene: CCNK
Product: cyclin K
Exons: 13
Coding region: 3597-5339 (580 amino acids)
Biological process (GO): regulation of transcription by RNA polymerase II; positive regulation of DNA-templated transcription, elongation
Cellular component (GO): cyclin/CDK positive transcription elongation factor complex; nucleus
Molecular function (GO): cyclin-dependent protein serine/threonine kinase activator activity
Source: RefSeq, a predicted model, not a curated record